Molecule: messenger RNA, 3192 nt
Organism: Didymodactylos carnosus
Lineage: Eukaryota; Metazoa; Rotifera; Eurotatoria; Philodinida; Philodinidae
Source: the annotation of a GenBank genome assembly
AUGCAUAACGGUUUUUCCCAUAGUUUCUACACUCAUCCAUCUUCGUAUAACACUUAUUAUUCAUCCUCAACGUCGCCCUUGUAUUUUGAAUCAUCUCGAAGUCGUUCACCAUCUUAUUCAUCUUAUUCUCGUUCAUUAUCACCAUUAUCAUUUCAACAUAAAUUUAAUGAACAUCAAUUUUUUGAUAACGGCAACGAUCAACAAUCAUCAGAAAAGAAAAAGCCUACAUCAAAAUCGAAUAUAACAAUUACUCGUCCAACAACAGUUGGAAAAGGUAAAAAUUAUGACUCAGUAGCAAAACUUGUUGAAUUGCUGACGAGUAAAACAGCACAAACAGCAGUUAAAAUCGAUCUUCAAGAUGAUAUUGAACCACCAAUUAUUACAGAUAUACCAGCUAAGAAAGUGGAUGAUGAAUCGCGUUAUUCGUCAUUUUUAUCCAUGACAUGUUCAAGCGAUUCAUCAACAUCAUCAAGCUCAUUUUCUUCUCGAUCUAAUUCAUCGAUUUCAACUGUUACAAAAAAUGAAGAAGAACAAGAAGAAACAGAAGAAAUUAUAGAAUUAAAAGAUGAAUAUUGUUCGUACCCGUAUACAACCGAUGAUAAAGAUGCUGUUGAUGUUCAAGAUAAAUCAGAUAGUGUUCCAAUACCAUCUCUAAUCCAAUCACCGACAUCAGCUCAAAACCGUGUACCAGCUCUUGGAUUAAAUAUUACCGCUUCUUUCGUUCAUCUAGUCCUCUUAGAACGUUAUCCACAAAAUAUUGACUAUAAUAUUGUUUUAUUUCAACGAUAUUUACUAUCACUUAUCGACAAUUUUGAAUAUAAACAAUGGUCGCCCAUUUCAAACAUGCAACUACCAGAUCAACAUGAUAUUGAAGCAAAUAUAAGACUGUUUACAUUACCAAGAGAUGAUUUUCAUGCCAAUCUAUUACGUUUACAAACAUUUACAACUCUCAACAACUCAUUUAUACUAAAUAUAGCUUUAACAGGGCAAUCUACUCAAGAAUAUCAGUUAAAAAUUAGUGAAAAACUGAGUAAAAUUAAUCUCAGUUUUGAUAUUAUUACAUGUCAAGCCGAAUCAUACAUGAUCGGUAUUGAAUUUUUUAUUCAAAAACAACAGAUGUUUCAUCAAGAAUUCUAUGAUAUAGCUAGUGAAAAGUAUUUGACUACACCAACAAAUCUUUAUCCUUAUCUUUUAAUUCAUGCAGAAUUAGGAUCUACCUAUUUUUAUAUUGUUCAUUCAUCAACCAAAUAUACUAUAUGCACAUAUUCAAAUUUAUGUUAUUCAACUUAUCGAAAUUUAACCAAAUUUUUCUGUCAAGGUGAUGAAGAUAUUCCUCUAGAUGAAGAAAAAUCUCUACCUUUACGUUCUUCUUCUUUUUCUUAUUUAUCAUCAUCAUCAUCUCAUUCACAAGUUCCAUCAUUUGAUUUUACUACGAAUGAUUUAUGUACUAAUUGUCGAUCAUUUCCUUUUACCUCUACUCUUCCUCUAACAAGUUUUACUCGUGUAUCACCAAAAUAUUUACCACAAAAUUAUAAAACUUGUAAAUCACCAUAUUAUAUCUAUCGUGGAUGGUCAAAUCGUCGAUCAACAUCUUAUGAUGGUAGUACAUGUUCAUAUGAUGUUCAUACACAAACAGAUGAUAGUUAUUUAUCACAAUAUCAAUCGACAAAUUUAAAAUCAACAAUGAAAAAAUCUUUACUAAAUAUGAUUACAAUGAAUAUUGCUUUAACAGUAAAAUUAAUUGUUAAACUUUAUCCAGAUGUUAAUCAUUGUUUUCUUACGGGUGAAUUUUUUCAUCAAGAAAAACAAGCAAAUAUAGAUGUAGCAAAAUCUAUACACUAUUUAUUAUCUAAUAAACAUUUGACUAUAUGUCAAAUAAAACGUGAACCAUUAAUAGCGGCUCUCGGUUGUGCAUUACCACGAGUCUACUUCGAUAUUGUGGAAGAUAUUCUACCAGGAUAUGACUGUCGUGAUCAAAAACUGGUAAUGAAAAUAGCACGUUUAAUUCCAUGUGAUCAACCGGAUUUGUUAAAUAUCACAUUGAGAUUAUUAUUGAAUUUAUCAUUCGAUCGAGAUAUUCGUUCACAAAUUGUUCGAAUUGGACUCUUACCAAAAUUAGUCGAUCUUAUGGAGGAUGAAAAUCAACGUCUUAUUAGUUUAUGUUUAUUAUAUCAUUUGAGUAUGGAAGAUAGAACAAAAACUUAUUUUACAUAUACAAAAUGUAUUACUAGUUUGAUUAAAAUGAUAUUAGAUUGUAAAGAAGAACGUUUAGAACCGGAAGUAAUUGCACUGGGCAUUAAUCUGGCAUUAAGUCAAGAAUGUGCAAUGCAAAUGUGUGAUUAUAAGAAAAAAGGUUUAAAAAGUUUAAUAAAACGUGCUUAUAAAUACAAGGAAUCGUUGUUAAUGAAACUGAUUAGAAAUAUUUCGACACAUGCAAAUCCAAAGAUAAAAAAUCAGUUCAUUGAUUAUAUUGGUCUGUUUGGUGAAACCUUAGUAAAAGAGGAAGAUGAAACAUUCUUAACGGAAGUUGUUGGCACACUGGCAAAUUUGACUAUACCUGAUAUUGAUUAUAAAGCUGUCAUGGAAGAAUAUGAUCUUGUCAAUUGGAUCAAAGUAAAACUAAAACCAGGCGCAGAAGAUGAUGAUUUAACGCUAUGUGUCGUCAUAUUAGUGGGAACAGUGUGUGCCGAUGAUUCAUGUGCAGAAAUAUUAGCACAAUCAGACAUUAUACAAAUACUUAUUGGUUUAUUACAUGAGGCUCCAGCUUAUUUAAUCGAUUUAAUGCAAGAUAAAAACAAAGAAGUUCGACGUGUUUGUGAUAUGACUUUAGAAAUUAUUAGUGAAUGUGAUCCACAGUGGGCUAGUCGUAUAAAAGUAGCUCGUUUUCGUAAUCAUAAUCAAACAUGGUUAGAAACCAUCGAAGGUCAACAAGUAUCUUAUGAAGACGAUGAAAUUGAUCCAUACGGAUUUGGUAAUGUACAAUUUGGUGAUAAUGAAGAAGAUGUAGAAAGAAUGACUUAUUACUAUCCAGAUACAUUUCCAAAUGAUGGUCGCGAAUCGCCCGAUUUUAAUCAAUGGAACGGUGGUGGUGAUAUGGAUAUUGAUAGAGAGCCUUAUACAUAUAUGCGAGAUGAUGGUGAAAAUAUGGAUAUUGAUGCUGGUAUGUUUAUUAAUCCACGUUCAGUCAAAUAG